Molecule: messenger RNA, 891 nt
Organism: Enhydra lutris kenyoni (northern sea otter)
Lineage: Eukaryota; Metazoa; Chordata; Mammalia; Carnivora; Mustelidae
Product: family with sequence similarity 221 member A
Exons: 7
Coding region: 1-891 (296 amino acids)
Source: RefSeq, a predicted model, not a curated record
AUGGAGCCGCUGACCUUGCCUUCCGGCAGCGCCGCGGCAGUGGACGAGUACCUGGAGUACCGGAGAAUUGUCGGUGAGGACGAUGGAGGGAAACUUUUUACUCCUGAAGAAUAUGAAGAAUACAAAAAAAGAGUAUUACCUAUGCGCUUACAGAACAGAUUAUUUGUGAGCUGGCGGUCACCAACUGGAAUGGAUUGUAAGCUUGUGGGUCCAGAGACAUUGUGUUUUUGUACACAUAGGUAUAAGCAACAUAAAACUGACUUUGAAACGAUUCCACAGCAACGCCCCAUCAGUCUCCCUUGCCGAGUGAGGGGCUGCGCGUGCAGGGCGUACCUUUACGUCCCUCUGAACGGCGCGCAGCCCAUUCGCUGCAGGUGCAAGCACUUUGCGGAUCAACACAGCGCUGCGUCCGGCUUUCUAUGCAAUGCCUGUUCCAAGUGUUCGGGAUUCCAUAGUUGCUUCACUUGUGCUUGUGGUCAGCCUGCAUAUGCUCAUGACACAGUCGUGGAAACUAAGCAAGAAAGACUGGCUCAGGAAAAGCCAGUGGGACAGGAUGUCCCUUAUGCAGCGAUGGGAGGCUUAACAGGCUUCAGCUCACUGGCAGAAGGCUAUUUGCGAUUAGAUGACAGUGGGAUUGGUGCACCUUCGAUUGAAUUAUUAGAUUCUCCAGCUACAGCCAUGGACCACCCAUUUCUAAAAGCAUUUCAAACAUCAUCUAGUUCUUCUCCACUGACAGAUGUAGGUACAAGUAGUCAAGUUUCUUCCUUAAAGAGACCUGAAGAGGAUGAUAUGGCUUUCUUUGAAAGACGAUACCAAGAAAGGAUAAAAAUGGAAAAGGUUGCUAAGCAGAAAGGAAAAGCACCCUUGCCAUCAAGUACAAAACCUUCAUGA